AUGCCGCUUCCCUCUCCCCUCAAGCUCAAGCAAUGGCUCUCAGAUAAUGCGGAGAAAUUACAACCCCCUGUGAAUAAUUUUUGUUUGUAUUCUGGGAAGGACUUUGUUGUUAUGGCGGUCGGUGGUCCCAAUGAGCGGAAUGACUUUCAUGUUAAUGAGACUGAGGAAUGGUUUUAUCAACAUAAGGGACCAAUGCUUCUGCGCGUUGUAGACGGAGACGAAGUCCGGGAUAUUCAUAUUGAAGAGGGGGAAAUGUUUCUCCUACCUGGAAACACACCGCACAAUCCAGUACGUUUCGCAAAUACCGUAGGUCUAGUCAUUGAGCGUGUGCGACCUGAUAACGCCAUCGAUCGUCUCCGUUGGUAUUGUCGUUCUGGGGCUCAUAACAAACCAACUAUAAUCCGGGAAGAGGCGCUUCACGUCACUGACUUGGGCUCACAACUAAAACCGAUAAUCCAGGCCUGGAUGACUGACGAGAAUCGCAGGAGGUGUCCGGAAUGCGGGUUAAUCGCCGUUCCGAAGUGAGAGAGAUAACGCUUAUUGAUUAUUGAUUAUAAUAUGUGGAUUUAUAUUGCAUGAGUCAGUCGUUGUAACUGCUGAGAAAUAUACUGGAUAUAUUUUGGAU
Molecule: messenger RNA, 625 nt
Organism: Fomitiporia mediterranea MF3/22
Lineage: Eukaryota; Fungi; Basidiomycota; Agaricomycetes; Hymenochaetales; Hymenochaetaceae
Product: 3-hydroxyanthranilic acid dioxygenase
Exons: 4
Coding region: 1-525 (174 amino acids)
Biological process (GO): 'de novo' NAD+ biosynthetic process from L-tryptophan; quinolinate metabolic process
Cellular component (GO): cytoplasm
Molecular function (GO): 3-hydroxyanthranilate 3,4-dioxygenase activity; iron ion binding
Source: RefSeq, a predicted model, not a curated record